This is a messenger RNA of Zingiber officinale, 756 nucleotides long. Its product is annotated as tyrosine-protein phosphatase DSP3-like. The transcript has 5 exons. Gene Ontology annotation, biological process: protein dephosphorylation. Bases 109 to 756 code for a protein of 215 amino acids. The record is from RefSeq and is a predicted model, not a curated record. NCBI's taxonomy places the organism in Eukaryota, Viridiplantae, Streptophyta, Magnoliopsida, Zingiberales, Zingiberaceae. Gene Ontology annotation, molecular function: phosphatase activity. Gene Ontology annotation, cellular component: cytoplasm.
UCGCUGUUCGUGUGCUCUCUCUUCUCUCCUCUUCCGCGCCAUUUGCUCAUCGAUCUACAGCGAUCCCGGUUCGGCGUCGCCUCCCUCCCUCCGUCGGAGUCCCCCGACAUGAUGGUCUUGCAAGCCCCCGCGGCACCACCGAAGGAAGAAGCGCUUUCCAGGCCUAUCUUGGAGCGGCGGGUGGAGGCCGCGGCGAGUGCUGUCUCUGAGGACGAGGUUUUGGUUCCGCCUUGCAACUUUGGGGUGGUCGAGCACGGCAUCUACCGAUCGGGGUUCCCGAUGCCGGCCAACGUCCGGUUUUUGAAGACUCUAAGCUUGAGAUCCAUCGUGUGCCUUUGUUCGGAGCAAUAUUCGGAGGAGGUUACUGAGUUUGCGAAGUCGGACAGGAUCCGGCUCUUCCAGUUUGGGGUCGGAGGCACCAGGGAAACUUUAUCAACUGUAACUAAUGAUAUCAUCACAGGAGCUCUUGCAGUCAUACUCGAUAUAAGGAACCAUCCCAUUUUAAUUCAUUGCAAGAGAGGAAAGCAUCGCACGGGUUGCCUUGUAGGCUGUUUCAGAAAACUACAGAACUGGCGCAUAUCCUCCGUGCACGAAGAGUAUCUAAAGUUUUCAAAUCCCAAGUCCCGGGAAUCCGACAUGAGAUUUAUUGAGACAUUCAACGUUUCAUGUCUUAUGGAAUGCGUCGUCGGCAUCAUCUACCGCUACCAUGGCUUCGGCAACCAGUCCAGACGCCUGGCUUACCAUAAAACGCAAUAG